This is a messenger RNA of Oppia nitens, 1435 nucleotides long. Its product is annotated as NK1 transcription factor-related protein 1-like. Gene Ontology annotation, molecular function: RNA polymerase II cis-regulatory region sequence-specific DNA binding; DNA-binding transcription factor activity, RNA polymerase II-specific. The transcript is spliced from 5 exons. Gene Ontology annotation, cellular component: nucleus. The record is from RefSeq and is a predicted model, not a curated record. NCBI's taxonomy places the organism in Eukaryota, Metazoa, Arthropoda, Arachnida, Sarcoptiformes, Oppiidae. Gene Ontology annotation, biological process: cell differentiation; regulation of transcription by RNA polymerase II. Bases 245 to 1432 code for a protein of 395 amino acids.
UCACUGCAUCAUUUGUAUGUGUGUUAUGGCAUACAAACAUUUAACUAAACUUUGGGCAAAUUUGGGAAAUCUCUUACUUAUAGUCAUUCGUCUAUUGAACUCAUUUACUGAUUAUUUGUGUGUUUAGUAAUAAAAGUUUGCAAUAACUUGACUUCACUCGAGUGAGCUUUUAAUCAAAAUAGUGAUACAUAGGAACAAAAAAGAGAUAGAAAUAGAGAGACAAAAGAGAGGGAGAAAUAGAGAGAUGGCUAUAAUAAUGUCAUCGGACUCUGACGAAACAUCACCACAAAGUUCUCCCGUAAUCGUUGACUACACGGCUUCGGCACCUAAUUCUCCGCUUUCCUCUAAUGUGUCGACACUUAACAACAAAUCGUUGAAUAUUAAAGAAAAAAUUGGCAAUUCUUCGGCUAUUAAAACAAGUUAUGUUUCGACCAAAAGUGAACUCAACGACAAUAAUCACAUAACUAAGCCUUCGAUACCAUUUUCCAUCACUAGUAUUCUUAACAGAGAAGAUCCCGUCUCUAAACAACUCAAACAAGACUCCAACAUAUCCGUAUCGUCGGCAUCAUUAAUACCUAAUGUUUUUGGAGCUUCAGAUCAUCUAAGUUCAGGACAUCUUAUUGAUCAUAAGCAGAGUUCAUGGUAUCCAUGGGUCACUCCUUCGGGUAUAUUGAGUGCUGAACACCAUUCCAAUCAACAGACGACAACAUCCGGACAUUCAAUUAUUUUCAGACAAUUCAAAGAAUCUGAGUGCUUGAAGGACAAUGACUUGACACUAGACUUGGACAGUAGGGUAAUGUCACCCAUAGAGUCGAGUGAUAAGGAAAGCAGUAAUUUAAGCCGAGAUGAUGUAUCACCCAAUUCAAGCACAUCCUACACUACAAACAACAAAACUUGUGGUCAAAAUACAGAAACAAACAACAACUGCAAUACAAAUAGCAAAAAGAAGAAAUCGUUGAACGACUCGAAGAGUGGUAAACCCCGUCGGGCGAGAACUGCCUUCACUUACGAACAAUUGGUAGCUCUUGAAAACAAAUUCAAAACUACGAGAUAUCUAUCGGUUUGCGAAAGACUUAAUUUGGCGCUAUCUUUACGACUCACAGAAACACAGGUCAAAAUAUGGUUUCAGAAUCGGAGAACAAAAUGGAAGAAACAGAAUCCAGGUAUGGAUGCAAACAGUCCGACGAUUCCUCAGUCACCGAAUGGCAGUAUGUGUGGCUCAUCCCUGCAGUCUUCAGGUUCGCCAUCAUUUGUUUCCGGUGCUUAUCCGACGGCAGCCCUACUCUAUGCAUCACAAUUAUCUCAAUCACAAUUGUCUCCAUUUAUCAACGCAAACUCUUCGUUAUCAUUUCCAGCGGCAGCCGCUGUCUUGUCAUCGGCGGCACAACAUUUUGGACACCACCCACUUAUGCAUCAUUUAGGACAUACAUGAGCU